AUGUUGAUGGUUCACCAGCAGCAACAGCAAACUCUGUCCUUACGUAAAGAAAUGAUUGGGUUUUCAUAUAAUCGACCACAGACAUUUACAAUACCUGGCACGAAGAAAGGAAUGAAAGCAUUAGUCACUGGACAAACAAAAAUUCGUAAAAUUCAUUGUUCGACACCACAAUCGGUAACAGCAACACCGGAUCAUGAACCUCCCAUUGAAAAGGAGCCUAUUGUUCUUUCGCGAUAUUCGGGUGGGUUCAUACCUGAUCCUGAAGCGCCCCGAAAGAUCGAAUCUUUGGACUGGCCUGCACCGAUUGCACUUCAAGCUGUACCAGAGUUGAUGAAGACCAAUCGUGGUCAAAGUGAAUCUCGUUCCAAUCAUAGCGAGACGAUAUCUGAUCACCAAGUUCCCACCGAAAGCAUGACUCAUGAUAUCCAUGAAGUUGGCAAUAGUGUUCAGGAUGAUGAUGAUAAUGAUGCUGAUGGCGAAUUACGACAUGAUGAACAACUCGAAAAAGACAUUAAUGAAAUGUCGAAAAUCAAAGAAUCAUCUGGUAUGGCCAAUGCUCUACUCGAAGAUUUACGUAUUCAAGAGAAAAUCAUUGCGAGACAAUUACCACUCGAUCCAUGGAAAGCUUCUCGUUCACCUUCGGCAGCGAUUGAACCACCUCGUCGUUGUCGAUUUCAAUCGCCAACCUUCGCAUCUCCAUCCAGACGUGUACAUACGCAUUCGUCAUCAACAACUAAUCAAGACGAUAGCCUUGUUGGUUUAUCAGCAUCAAUUUACACAACACCAGCUGGAAGAAAACGGAUUACUUUACCGAGAUAUCAGCAAAGAAGUGAAACAUUAGUACUUCGACCUGAUGAUAGCCUAUCACCAUCGCCCAAAAUUCAAACGUUAUCAAAUCAUCUUGACAUCCAACGAAGUUGUGAUUUCGAUUCGACUACGAAUUCAAGUUUUUCCAACGAUGGUGAUCAAAAUAAGUCAACAAAGACAGUUGACGUCGACGCUAGAUGGACACAGUCACACCACGCACAUUCGACUCAUUCAGCGCCGGCGUUGAUGAGCAAUCCAAAAAUUUAUCCAUACGAAGACUUAAAAGUGAUACCGAAACAACGAUUACCAUCGGAUGUCGAUCGAGACCAUCUCGAGCGUCAUUUAGCGGAUGAGGAAUUUCAUUCGUUAUUCCACAUGACUCGUAUGGAAUAUUAUCGUUUACCCGAAUGGCGUCGUGUUGAUCUGAAGAAGCGACUAAAACUUUUUUGA
Molecule: messenger RNA, 1257 nt
Organism: Adineta ricciae
Lineage: Eukaryota; Metazoa; Rotifera; Eurotatoria; Adinetida; Adinetidae
Source: the annotation of a GenBank genome assembly